AUGAAUUGCCAAAAAGGGCUCACAUACCUGCGGAUAUUCGGCACCACUUUGUUCGGCGUGUCCCUCCUCGUGGGCAUCUCCACCGCUUACAUUAUGGGUUACCAGUUCUUCACCACAGCCCACAAUUACUUAUCCUUUGGCUUGUACGGCGCCAUCUUGGUUGUUCAUCUCAUCAUCCAGAGUCUAUUUGCACUGUUGGAGCACAGAAACAUGAAGAGAUCUUUGGAGACACCAAUCAAACUGAAUAAAUCAUUAGCGCUAUGCAUCGCUGCCUAUCAAGAAGACCCCAACUAUCUGCGGAAGUGCCUUGUGUCAGUAAAAAGACUGACCUACCCUGGGAUCAAAGUUAUUAUGGUGAUUGACGGGAACAAUGACGACGAUUUGUACAUGAUGGAGAUAUUCAAAGAGAUCAUGGGCUGGGAUAAAUCAGCCACAUUUAUUUGGAAGAGUAAUUAUCAUGCCAGAGGACCAGGGGAGACGGAAGAGAGCUACGCUGAGAGCCUGCAGCAGAUGUCGAGGGUAGUCCUCAACAACAAGUGUGUGUGCAUCAUGCAGAAGUGGGGAGGCAAGAGAGAGGUCAUGUACACCGCAUUCAAGGCACUGGGCCGCAGUGUGGACUAUGUGCAGGUCUGUGACUCAGACACUAUGCUGGACCCAGCCUGCUCAGUGGAGAUGGUCAAGGUUUUGGAAGAAGACCCAAUGGUGGGGGGUGUUGGGGGAGAUGUGCAAAUUCUGAACAAAUAUGAGUCAUGGAUCUCCUUCCUAAGCAGUGUGCGAUACUGGAUGGCCUUCAACAUAGAGCGGGCGUGCCAAUCUUACUUUGGCUGUGUGCAGUGCAUCAGUGGGCCACUGGGAAUGUACCGAAACUCCCUCCUGCACGAGUUCCUGGAGGACUGGUACAAUCAGACCUUUAUGGGAUCUCACUGUAGUUUUGGAGAUGACCGGCACCUCACAAACCGAGUGCUCAGUCUGGGAUAUGCCACCAAGUAUACAGCACGCUCCAAGUGUUUGACCGAGACACCCAUCACAUACCUGCGCUGGCUUAACCAGCAGACUAGGUGGAGUAAGUCCUACUUCAGAGAGUGGCUGUACAACUCCAUGUGGUUUCACAAACACCAUUUAUGGAUGACAUAUGAGGCUGUCAUCACAGGCUUCUUCCCUUUCUUUCUUAUUGCCACUGCCAUCCAGCUCUUCUACCAAGGAAGACUCUGGAAUAUUCUGUUGUUUCUUCUGAUAGUGCAGGCCGUGGCACUGAUCAAAUCCACAUUUGCCAGCUGCCUUCGAGGGAACAUAGUGAUGGUGUUCAUGUCUUUUUACUCUGUACUAUACAUGUCAAGUCUUUUACCAGCAAAGAUGUUUGCCAUAGCAACCAUCAACAAGUCUGGAUGGGGCACAUCUGGGAGGAAAACCAUUGUGGUAAACUUUAUUGGGUUAAUUCCCAUAUCAGUGUGGUUCACAAUCCUUUUCAUUGGGAUCAUUUACACUGUGGUCCUACAGACUAAGAAGCCCUUCCCUGAUUCAGAGAAAUUAGUUCUGGUCAUAGGAGCUGUAGUCUAUGCCAGUUACUGGGUCAUACUCUUGACUUUGUAUGCAGCGCUCAUAAACAAAUGUGGCAAGAGGAAAAAGGAGACACACUACGACAUGGUGUUGGAUGUAUGA
This is a messenger RNA of Boleophthalmus pectinirostris (great blue-spotted mudskipper), 1659 nucleotides long. RefSeq names its product hyaluronan synthase 2 (gene has2). Bases 1 to 1659 code for a protein of 552 amino acids. Lineage: Eukaryota; Metazoa; Chordata; Actinopteri; Gobiiformes; Gobiidae. The transcript has 3 exons. Gene Ontology annotation, biological process: extracellular matrix assembly; hyaluronan biosynthetic process. The record is from RefSeq and is a predicted model, not a curated record. Gene Ontology annotation, molecular function: hyaluronan synthase activity.